Messenger RNA from Tupaia belangeri chinensis (Chinese tree shrew), 5713 nucleotides. RefSeq names its product interaction protein for cytohesin exchange factors 1 (gene IPCEF1). The record is from RefSeq and is a predicted model, not a curated record. Lineage: Eukaryota; Metazoa; Chordata; Mammalia; Scandentia; Tupaiidae. The transcript is spliced from 13 exons. Bases 423 to 1721 code for a protein of 432 amino acids.
GAGUUUCGUGUAGACUGAGCCUCCAGAGCUGGGCUGCUCGGAGUGGAAUCUUCUUCUUUUGCCUCGGAGUAUUAUGAGUUUUCUGAAUUUAGAGGUAGAAAGACAGCUCUUGGAAUUACUCUCCUUUUAUUGCAUCCCACUUCUGCUUUUCAUCCAGCUUGGAGGCCAGGCAGCGUGAGCUGGUAACUGAAGCACAGCUUGACAACUUGCAAGUAGAUUUAACAUGGCAAAUGGUGUGUGUGAAGAAAAUCUGAAAAGGAAGGCUUUUUGGUGUUGAAGAAAAUCCUGCAAAAGGGAAUGACAGUACUCCCAACAGUCAGAAUAGUACCUGCCACAUCACAUGCUCUCAGUCAGAGGCAAUCAAACAGAAUCGAGGAAGUUCAUAAAUUUUUGCAUUUGCUUCUAGCAACUUGAUAUCACAGAUGGCUACUGAUGGUAAUACUCUGCAGGUUCCCUUGCGUCAGAAGCCGAGGAAGAAAACUCAAGGUUUUUUCACAAUGAGUCGGAGGAGGAUAUCUUGUAAAGAUCUGGGACAUGCGGACUGCCAAGGGUGGCUGUAUAAGAAAAAGGAAAAGGGAACUUUCCUAAGCAACAAAUGGAAAAAGUUCUGGGUGGUGCUGAAGGGGUCGUCGCUGUACUGGUAUAGCAAUCAAAUGGCAGAGAAAGCUGAUGGAUUUGUCAACCUGCCUGAUUUCACUGUGGAAAGAGCAUCUGAAUGCAAAAAAAAGCAUGCUUUUAAGAUCAGCCAUCCACAGAUCAAGACCUUUUAUUUUGCAGCUGAGAAUGUGCAGGAAAUGAACAUGUGGUUAAAUAAACUUGGAUUAGCUGUAAUCCAUCAUGAAUCCACUACAAAGGAUGAAGAAUGUUACAGUGAAAGUGAACAGGAAGAUCCUGAAUUAGCUGUGGAGACACCAGCCCCUCCUUACUCUUCUGAGACUCUGUCUCCUUUGGUUGCACAGCAGGCUUCUUCGUCCUCACCCAAACUGAGCGAAGCAUCAAGUUCUUUGUCUUCCCUGGAAAACGCAAUGAAGGCACCCAGCGGUUGUUCUUCCUCUGAACCUAAAGAAAGACAGUCCUGGAUCCACAUAGUUAACAGUUCAUCCGCUGCUGAAGAUGUGGGACAAUCUAUGUCGUUGAUGGUGCAGGUCCAUUCACUCACACCUUCAGAGGUGAACAGUUGCAAGGCCCCAGAAAACAACUUUGUCUCCUCAGAAAGUGGAUUUUUGAACUCUUUAUCUAGCGAUGACACUUCUUCCUUGAGCAGCAACCAAGAUCAUCUUACUGUCCCAGAUAAACCUCACGGUUCAAAGACAACAGACAGAGAAGAAACAAAAUCAUCCGAAGAUGAUGAAAUGGAGAAGCUGUAUAAAUCGUUAGAACAAGCUAGUCUAUCUCCUCUUGGAGACCGACGACCUUCAACCAAAAAGGAGCUGAGAAAAUCCUUUGUUAAGCGGUGCAAAAAUCCAUCCAUAAAUGAGAAACUACACAAAAUCCGAACCUUGAAUAGCACAUUAAAGUGUAAAGAACAUGACCUGGCCAUGAUUAACCAGUUGCUGGAUGAUCCGAAGCUGACAGCCAGGAAAUACAGAGAAUGGAAGGUCAUGAACACCCUGCUGAUCCAGGACAUCUAUCAACAGCAGCACCCCACACCUGUCCCUGACGGCACCCCACAGGAACUCAAGAGAUCACCAUCUCCCACCUGUGUUGAAAACUCUAUUUGAGAAAAAGCCAGAAUUCUCUCCUUUCAUGUUUUCCCACAAGCAACUGUCCAAGAUAUUGCCAGAGCUACCAUUUUUCCUUAAAAGGAAAACUGAAAGCAAGUUCUCAAGCAUCUUCUCCUCUGAAGAUGCAAUUUAGGUGAAGACAAUCACAAGUCAUGGAUAGGACUUCUUGUUCCAGCUGUUCCAGCUGUUCCACAUCAUCGAGAGUGGAAUGAUUGAGUUCAGUUGAACAUGUUUUGUGUUACUCCUGGUAGAGAACAGUGAUGCUCGGCUCAGGUUGGGAUGUGAGAAGUACGUCUUUUGUUCCUUGUGUUUUCAAGAGAGUUACAACAUUGUAUGGGCAAAAGAUCAAGUUUUUUUUUUUUUUCUUUUCUUUUUCUUUUUUUUUUUUAACCAGGGAUAAUUAUUCUUACAAACAUUCUCUUUUUCAAAGGAAGAAUGUAGAUAUUCCACCUGAUUGGGUAGCUUUGUUCUCCAGAUCAUUUUUUGACUGGUGGAAUGCUUUCUAGAGAACUUACUGGAGCAGAAUGAAAAUUCCUUGCCUUUGGCACAGAGUGGUGGCACCCUUUCCACUUGCUGAGAAAUGUUUCAGAGAGAGUGUGUGGGAGAGCGCAAGAGGAGGCGUGUUCGAUAUUCCACUCACUCACAGGACAGUUUGACAUUUUCACACUUUACGCAAGCUGGAGGAUCUGACGAGUGUUUCUUUCUUCACAACAGCGAGAGAAAACUCUUGUAGUUGCAGACCUCUGCUUCAGCCUAGGUUUCUAAACAGCCACAGGGAGGUCGAAUAAACCCAGCGAGCCAUGUUUGCUGCUUUUGUUCUUGGCGGUGGUACCUAUACACAGUAUGGACUUGUAUUCAGGUUCCUGGGAGCAAUAUUGAGAAGAUGAUUCUGGUGUUUAAAAUGCUUUAGUAUUUUCACUGAGCCCCCAGUCUCCCCUUCUACCCAAAAAAUCCAACAAAGAUAACAAGAGUCAGAACAUGACUUUUAUUUUUGUAUGUUUAUCUGUCACUUGUGUGCUAUGUGAAUAGCUCUCUCUAAUAUGUUUGUUAUUUAAAUAUAUUUAUAGAAGCUCAAAUUACUAGUGUUUUAAAGAUGGUAUACUAUUAUAUGUUUUGCUCAAUAUAUAUUCUAGAAGUAUAUACUUUUUGCUUGAGAAAAAUAGGAAUACUAUUGAUUUACUGAGGUUAUGUUGCACUAUAAUGUAUGAGGAAUGCUCAGGAAAUCUUGUGGUGAAAAAUAUGGACGCAUGCAUUCAUAAUUUCUCAUUUUCUGGUUUCUUGCUGUCUUUUGGUCUACACCUCUCAACCCAGGCUCUUAAGUUUGUCUUUCUUUUGUCACUUUCUUAAGCAGAAAAGGAUUGCAUCUUAGGUUAUCUCUUCUGUUAAAUAAACUUUAAUCUUUAUGUUGUGUGUGUGUGUACAACCCUUAGACCAAAUGAAACACAACCAAUGAAAUCUCUUAACUACAGACUAAUCAAAAUUUGGGCAUUAUUGUUAAAGAGAGUUCACAGGGAAACAUUAUGAAAGUCUUCACUUACUCAUCACAGUGAAUGUUUUUCAUCAUGGUAAUAACGACAACCUACCAAGAACCCUCUUUGGACCUAUUUGCUUCUAGCUAAUUGUUAAUAACACAUUUAUUUUGUAAUUUCAAAAGUUAUGGCUUGGCAUUCAAAAUUAAAUGACCACCUGAACUGCAUCUGCAAAUGAAAUGAAAAUAGCUGUUUACUAUUUCCUCUGCUUUACUAGGAAAUCUUAAUACUCUGUAACCAAAAUCUUAGCAUUAAAAAAGAAAGAAAAGGAAAAAACAAAAACAGAAACAAAAAACUAGGAAGCAAGUUGUGGUACUAGAAGCUUCUCUAAGAUAGAGGAUAACUCAACCAGUUUGGCCCAGCAAACGCUUAGGAGAGUCUAGCCAGAUGAAGCAUUCACAGGUAAGUUUAUGGUAAUCACCUCAGAGAAGUAAUGGCUGGUGUUCUUGGUGUAGACCUUGAUGCUUCUGGCUGGAGAGGCCAAUGGUUUAACGUCUUCCCUCUGAAAAUUAUUGUUAUUCUUUCUUGUACACCUAUUAGAAUGCUGAUUAUUCAAGAUUUCCGAUGUCAACAGUAUUGAGGGAAAGAAACAAAACAGGAAAUAACGUGAAGCAUUCUUCCACUUACUUAUUUGUUGGUUUGCAGCAUCAACCUGUAGACUUUCAAACAGUUUUUCCAAAAAUGAAGAGUUCCUAAAUCUUUUGUCCAGAGUUCAUGACUAUAUUCCAAUAUUUUACUUUGGCUUUUCAUUAUACAUAUUUAACUGACCUCUCUCUUUAAAUUAUUUGGUUCCAUUCAAAUUUAAAGGCAAAACAGGCCAUGAGAAUACUUAAUCAAGAUUUAAAGUUAUUUUUCAGUCACUUUAAGAAAGUUCAUCUAGAGAUUCUGCUUUGUUAAUUAAAGAUUACUUUGCAAACUCCCAAAAUGAAAGUUAAACUGAAGUGCACAACUUUGUACCUUGCCCUUCUGGACCAAAAUCUCCCUGCUCCUUAGUGAUUUCUAUGUGAAUGCUUUUGCUCUGAACUAGGUGGGGUUAGAAAGGAGGGAUGCUUCUGUGAGUUUCCAACCUUCACUGUGAGGAGGGCAGGGGGACAGAGAGGAGCAAGAGGAAGAGUGUGUGGGUGACACCUUCCAGGAUACUCAAUGUUGGAGUGGCCUGGUAGUUUCUCUUGACCUCAAGUCAUUUUUUCUGGUCCAAAGAUAAUUGGGAAAACUAAAAUACUUCCAGUUUAUUGCUUGGGGGUCGGUCAUCUCUAAAAUGGAUUUUGAGUAGUUUCUGGGCAUUAAAAGGAAAUUCCUAUACCCAUCACUAUAGCUGUAGUCUGUGGGCUGUGGAAUGGCAGAACCAUGGCUGCUCAGGAAGGAAGUAGAGAAUCUCUGAGUCUAAACUUAUGGUACCUGUUAGGGAUGAGGACCUGACGAGGACUCCUUUUUUGGGGUUGUAUGGAGAAUCUCUUGAUCUUUUACUAUUGGUAGCCUACAGAUGCAAAUUGGAGCCUGAUAACAAUGUUCUCACUGGUCAACAUCACUGAAUCCAAUGAUCAGUCCUGCAUCUUAAGGACAUCUGUUGCUUUUAAGAAAUCUUCCUUCUUCAAAUAGAAUCAAAGUCCUAGGCAGAAUUUUAAAAUGUAUGAUUACGACUUCAGAAAGUCUGAGAAAUAGAUUGUGUUUGGAGUCAGAUUUCAAGAUGAAACCCAUGCCUUAUGUUUACACAGCACUUUGUACUUUACAAAUUGGCAUGCAAUUUGCAAACUUCUCCCACCCUCCUGCCACCUACCCCAUUGCAUGAUUGUGGAUUAUUGUUCUAGUGAAGUGCCUGUCCCAGAGCCCCAAGUAGUGAAGCCAGAAUGUGGGUUGGAGCCUCAAGACUCAGCCUCUGUCUCGCAAAGUUGCGGUUAGCGGUAGGUCUGCUGGAGGUGGUCAGUUUGCUGUAGAUUGUGUCCUCCUUGGCACUGGGUUCAGCACAUGGCUGACCAUGGUGGCUUUUGACUAUGUCAUCAUUUCAAGUCUGAUGAAGCCACUGGUUCCCUCUCUUCUAAUGGUCCUGAAGUGACCUGCUUUUGGCUGGCUGUGCACUGGGGUUUACCCUAAUUACUCUUCACUUCUUUCUUGCCUUCUGUAACUCAAACCAUUUGUUAGGUGCAGUGAGAUCCUCGGAUGAAAGAAGUUUAUUCAAAGAGAUGGAGAGCAUUUUGUUUUCCUUUUAAGAAAUGUCCUGUUGUGAGAUGCUGGAGACCAACUAGGUGACAACUCAUUAGUCCACUGACUUUCCCUUCUUCGUUUCUUCCUUGUAAAGAUGAUGAUUUCCUUAGCCUUCAAGUCACAUGCCAUAGAGGUGAAAGAGUUUAGAAGAAAGAACAUUUCUAAGUCUUUUGAGGAGAGGUGCUACACAGAUUUAAGCCAUAUUUGAAUUCAUGGACAAUUAUCUCUUUGUAAUGAAGACAAUAUUUUGAUAUAGCU